Messenger RNA from Racocetra persica, 585 nucleotides. NCBI's taxonomy places the organism in Eukaryota, Fungi, Glomeromycota, Glomeromycetes, Diversisporales, Gigasporaceae. The record is from the annotation of a GenBank genome assembly.
AUGGCUUACCCUAAUGAUAACAGUAUGAUCAACUCAAUGUACACAGCACCAAAGCAACCCAUUCAAUCAAAAGUUGCUUAUCAAGAAUCAAUGACUUACUCUAAUGAUAACAGUAUGAUCAACUCAACGUAUACAGCACAAGAAUCAAUGGCUUACCCUAGUAAUAACAGUAUGAUCAACUCAACGUACACAGCACCAAACCAACCCGUUCAAUCAGCUUUUCCUCAUCAAACAAAUUCAUUAUCUCAAACAAAUUCAUUAUCAAUAAUUUACCUUAACGAUAACAGUGUAAAUAACCCAACAUACACAGUAACAAAUCAACCUAUUCAAUCAGGAGCUGCUUAUUCGAACGCUUACUCUUCUUCUGCAACAACACCUCAACUAACAAAUCAGUACAAACUUGAAAACAACAAUUUUCAACAGAACACUCAAUCUUCACAACAAGACAUCAAUUCGCCUAAUCGUCGUAAUGACGAAAUAAAGAAUGUAGCUACUUCACUUGCAAAGACUGCAGCGAAAACUGCAGCGGAAGCUGCGGUGAAAAUUGCAGCCAGAGCUGUAGUCAAGUCUGUUUUUGGUGCUUAA